AGCUUGCCUCCGUGCUGAUGAGAUUGGUGUCGGUGCACAUAGCCAUAACGAUUGGUUGCUCCUGUUCAAAGCAUCCGCCCGCAGGCUUGUACGUGCAUUUUCACAAAUCACAAUAGUAGCCUAGCCAUUUGUGAAUGUAUUUAAUAGGAAAUAUAUCAGAGUUUGAAUGUUAAGUUCCUUACACAGUCAUGGAUACAGUGGAGGUUUGAAGGUAGUUUAUUGCCUUCCAAAAAUGGUAAGGAGAUCAUCGAAAUUAAUUUAUCGUUCUGAAUAUACACAGCAUGUGUCGUAAAAAACCUUCACGUUUAUCGUACUGUUACUGCGUUGAAUCUAGGGUAAACCUUGCUGUUUCUUGGAGUUGUCAAUCCUUCAGCAACAAUGAAUUAAGUAGUUUGUCGCCCCCUUUUAAAGACUCACAAAUAAUGUCAAAUAGAAACGAAAUUUCUAACUAGUACUGGAUUGCUCUGUAAUUGUUGAAAGAUGGAUGUUUUAUUGACUUUUGUCCGGAAUGAACAACUUUCUGUGAGAUCUGCGUAACAAAAUGUUAUCGUAGUCCACUACUGUGGAGAUGUAGAAGUAGCCUGCUAAUGAGACGGCCUACUGGAACAAUUUAUUGAUGUUUAAACAAUAGUUACCAAAAUGGUUGACCUUGGCGGAUAUGUAAUAAUUAUUGUCGAAACUACGGAUAAGAAAAUCAAGCUUUAUGGAUCUCCGGCGGAUCGAGCGGACCUGGAGGUCGGAGACGAGAUCUUGGAGGUGAACGGGAAGUCGCUGGAAAAUUUCACUCAUACGGAAGUAAUUUCUCAUAUCCAUCAGUGUAUACGUUCGAGGACCAUUUGUUUAAGGGUGAAGAGAAAAACUGGCAGCAAGCUUGCUCUUGAUCUUGCUCAGAACAGUAAUGUUCAAGAUGCCUUUGUCAUUGCUGUGGAGCAGCAGGCCCGUGAACGUUUGGAAAGGCUAUCAGCCCUCAAAAAGAUCAAGCCUGUUGACAUGACCAAAUUAUCUCAAGAACUGAAUGAAUGUCCCCACAGUAGUCCUGAACUAAAUGGUGUUAUUGAAAAUAAUCCAAUUUAUGUUACCUCUGUGCCUGAACUACAGAGUGCCACAUUAGAGAGAAUAAAACAGAAUAGGGUUAAUAACAAUAAACAUUUACCAGGAGACUUCAUCACCAGAGAAGAACCUUUAGGUGAUGAACAGUACCCAAGUGCCAAUGGUCAUUGCCAACCAGUGUCUUCAGAGCAGGAACUUGAAGAGCAAGACCAGGAGCCAGAAGGACAUGAUCAGGAGCUUGAAUUGAAACAAGAAAUUUUAGAAAGUAGAACAGGAGUUUCAGAAAACAAAAAACCUCAGCUAGUAAUAUUUUCUUCUGAAGAAGUAAGACAGCCUUCUACUAUUCCUCAGACGGAUGCAAAUUCUAUUGAAAAAGCGAGAAUAUUAGGAAAAGAGAAAACCUCUACUGUUUCUGUAGUUUCAGCAGCUAUAAAACCUGGGCCAUCAGAGGAAACAAAAGACAUGAUGGAGAUAGAGCGAGGACCGCAUCGAGAAAUGGCAGUAGACGUGCCAGAUUCUUUUGUAGCUGUUCGAAAAACACCACCUCGUUAUCCUCCACCCAAACCAGCGAUAAUUUCAACAGACUCGUUAAACUUUAAAAAAGGUGUGCCACCAGAGCCACCAACUCGAACAACAAGUUUUGUCCCUGUCAAAGCAAAACAACAGGAUUCAAUUUCUAAAGAUUCUAGUGGUUUAUCAAAUGUAGGUGAUGUUCAGUCUUCAUUGUAUGGAGUAGAAUUAGAUCCUGACAGUGUGAAGACUGGUAGUGUGGUGUACAAACCUCAUGUUAAUGGAAGGAUGUUAUCUCCACAGACUUCUAGGUUACAGGUGAAUGGUGUAACUGAAGUCUCAGUGGGAAAGAAUGUAGAAGACGAACGACUCGAAAGGAUACGUAAAUAUCAGGAAGAUAUUCGAAAAAGGAAAGAAGAGGAAGAAAGAAUAGCAUGUGAGGAGGAGUUUCUUAGGUCAUCUUUGAGAGGGUCAAAGAAGUUACAAGCAUUAGAAAGUAAACCUCAGCCACUUCCAAGGUCGGGGAUAAUAAACACUGCUUUUGAGCUGGAAGACGGUGACACUGGUGCUCUUCCCAUAGGGCACCAAGAGAAGGGUCUUAUAGGAGAUGUUAUUGACUUAGCAGGAGAUCAAGCAGAGCCUGAAGAACUGAAGAAACUUGUUGAUCACCAGGAGUUGCUAUCAUCAUUUAAUAGACUUCAAACAUACUUACAGAAUAGUGGCAUUGAGACCUUUGACUUGCCUUGCAUUGAAGUUUUAUUAAAUGAUGAAAAGUUUAAGAAGGUCUUGGCAUUACAUAACAAAGUUCAAGAUAUUUGUUGCUUCAACCCCCCACCUACUCCUUUCUCAUCUGAGGCCCAGUACAUCACUCAAGAUGUUAUAAACUUCUUACAAGAGUGCUCUUUGCACGAGGCUGCUGAACUACAUGACAUACUUAGUAAAUAUGAAUUUGAGGGGUUAAUGUUUGCCCACGACAAGGUUGCUGAGAACCAGUCUCUUCCAGAAGUGACUCCUGAUGAAGAGUUGCUGGAUCUUGCUUCUCAGUACACCGAAGAUAGUGUUAAAAUUGUCAGAAUCGACAAAACAAAUGAACCUUUGGGUGCUACAGUGAGAAAUGAAGGUGAGGCUGUUGUCAUAGGGAGGAUAGUAAAAGGAGGGGCAGCUGAAAAGAGUGGCCUUCUUCACGAGGGAGAUGAAAUUUUGGAAGUGAAUAGUAUUGAAAUGAGAGGAAAAUCAGUUAAUGAAGUUUGUGAUAUCCUGGCAACGAUGACAGGAACUUUGACAUUUGUGGUUGUUCCUUCUCACUAUGACUCUCAGAAACUUGCAUCCAAAGAUAAUGUCGUGCAUGUUAAAGCCCACUUCGACUACGAUCCGGAUGAUGACUUGUACAUACCUUGCCGGGAACUAGGAAUCUCUUUUCAGAAGGGCGACAUUCUACAUGUCUUGAACCAAGAUGAUCCAAACUGGUGGCAGGCAUUUCGAGAGGGAGAGGAGGACCAGAGUUUAGCUGGCCUUAUUCCAAGCAAGUCUUUUCAACAGCAACGUGAAGCCAUGAAACAGACUAUUGUUGGAGAUACAAAUAACAGAGAAAAAUCUAAGAAAGGGAAAUUCCUUUGUGCAAGAAAACACAAUAAAAAGAAAAAGAAGAAGGGGUUGUACAGUGCAAACCUUGGUGAUGAGUAUGAUAUGGACCAGAUACUCACUUAUGAAGAAGUAGCCUUGUAUUACCCUAGAGCUAAUCUUAAGAGACCUGUAGUUCUUAUCGGCCCACCGAACAUAGGACGCCAUGAACUGCGACAGAGGUUAAUGGAAGACACAGAGCGUUUUGCAGCUGCUAUACCACAUACUAGUAGACCAAAACGAGAUGGAGAAUUUGAUAAUGUGGAUUACCAUUUUAUAACAAGAGCCCAGUUUGAAGCUGAUAUACUAGCUGGAAAAUUUGUAGAACAUGGAGAAUAUGAAAGGAAUUAUUAUGGAACAAGUUUAGAUGCUAUUCGUGGAGUUGUAAACUCAGGGAAGAUCUGUGUACUCAAUCUACAUCCACAGUCACUGAAGAUACUGAAACACUCGGACCUUAAACCUUAUGUUGUCUUUGUGGCUCCACCAUCUUUAGAGAAACUAAAACAGAAUCGUGCCAAAAUGGGUGCUAGUGUUAAAGAGGAGGAACUCAAAGAUAUUAUUGAGAAGGCCCGUGAAAUGGAAGAAAAUUAUGGCCACUAUUUUGAUAUGAUCAUUAUUAAUUCAGAUAUAGACAAGGCUUACAAUGAACUUGUAAAGGAAAUCAACAUCUUAGAACGAGAACCUCAAUGGGUGCCAUCCUUUUGGCUGAAAAACGACAUGAACUGAAAGUACAAUUUAACCUUCGAGUGAGUUUGUUUUGGUGAAACUCCCAAUUGUAGAGAAAAAAUAAUUUAUGAAAAGCAAAAAUUAAGAAAGAAACGGGAAAACACAAAUAGAUAAAUUAUGACUUGAGAUACCCAUGGUUACAAUAUAUAUUUGUAUAGAUUGUUGCAUCUGAUUAUCACAGCAACAAAGAAAAAAAAAAUAUUAAAGUUUGAAACAUUUCUUUUACUUGUGAGUGUGCUUCUGCAGAACGAUUGUUGAAACAUUUUGGUUUACCUUACAAAGAUGUCAAUUGUGCCAACAGUUUGUGCAGGAGCAGGGUAAUGAUAUCCUUGAUCCCCACCUAUGUAGUUAAAAAAAAAAAUGAGAAAGCACUUGUGUUGAUAUUGAUUAUUUUGAUAUGAAAGUGUACAGAUAUCUUUGGUGCUGAUCAUACCUUCCUUAGAAAUUGAUCAGUUUCACGUUGUGAUUCAAGAAAUGGCUCUAGGGCCAACAUUAAUAUUUUAACAGACUUUUAGCAAAACAAGACUACAGAACAGACUGAAUGUGAAUGGCAUGUUUUUGUUUCCACAUCUUCUUUAGUAACUUGAAAAGGGAAAUAUUUUGGUGGUACAAAAUUAUUUCUUUCUUUUCCCUCAAAAUUGAGUAAUUACAUUUUUUUUUGUUUCUUUCAAACUAUUUUUAGGUAGAAAGUGAAAGGUACUGUUGUCUUUAUUUGUAAAAUAUAUUGACCCCUUCAUAACCAUUAGAUUUUAUGUUGGUCCAGCCAUGUAGUUUAAUUGGACUUGUACAAAGUUUAGAGAAAUAUUAUUCCAAAUGUAUAUCUUAUUCAUAAUUUUAGAGGUUCACAUAGAGUUGUUGUAAUACAUGAAAACAGUUUUUAAUUUUUCCUCUAAGUCUCAAGGUCAAGUAGGUUUGGUGUUAUUUUAAUUUUUCUCCUUUCAUCAUGUGAAUGGACUUCAGUCAAAUAAAGUGGCAUCUUAUACUUUAUUAAAUUAAAUAAUUCAGUGAUUGAAAUAUUCAGUUAUUACAAAUGCCAGUGCAUGCGUAUCAGUAUUCAAUAUAGUACAUGUAUUUCAAAACUGAUGUCAGUAGUAACUAUCUUAACCAUUAAUUAUCUGAUUGAAUCACUUAAAGUCGGAGCCGGUUUAGGGACAAAAACAAAAUUACAGUUCUCCUUUGUUGUGAAAAGAAAACGUUCAAACUUGUUUUUUCAUCCUCAUGUUUCAUAAAAUUAAAAUGGUUCAAUAUCAGACUGGACAUAACUCUGAAUUAGGCUUUUCAGUAUCAUAAGUUUAGUGCAUAAUUCAUUCUAGUACUUUUGGAAGCACUUUUUUGAUGUAAAAAAUUAGGUAAAAGCUUUCAGCUUGAUGAAAAUGUUUUACCAGAACAGUAAGCCUUAUGCCAGAGGUUUAGCCAGUUAUGUAUCUUGGAUGUAUGUAUUAUUUGUGGUAGGUGUAAUUAAAAUUUUAUAAUUUGUCACAACCUUGUAUUUGUCAAAAUCUUGGCUGAACAACAUUCGUUUUAUAUAUAUUCUAUAUCCUUUCAGUUUUUAUGUCACGAUAAAGGAUUAGAAAACCUUUCUUGUAAUAUCUGCAGGGUUAUAGCUUUUAUUGUAUAUUGCACCAGUUAAUACUAUUGAUGUACUUGAACUUUGGAAGAAGAAACGUGAACUUUUGAGUUUACUUUUAAAUACCAACAAUCAAAUCCAGGUUUUAAAUUAUACUUAUGACCCAUUAAUUAGCUUUCUUUUGUUGUUGUUUUAUUUUUUGACAAAAAAUACUUAUGACACAUAAGUGUUCUGUAGAAACAAACAAGCUGGUUUGGUGUGAAAAUAUUAAAUAUUUAUCACCGAACUUUGAAUCCAUCAUGUACAGAUGAUAUUACAAUACAAUACGUAAUAAAACAAUUUAAAUUGGUGAAUAAAUAGUAUAAUUAUUGUGAGAUUGUUAUAAAAAAGGAAUUGCACCAUCCUUUCAAGUUAUAGUAAUUGUCCAUAUGGAUGGAAAUGGUGGAACUGUCACCUAAGCAUUUUGGUCAGGGAUUAAAAUACUUAUGCCUUUUCACAAAGAACUUUUAAUAAUUAGUUUUGGAAACUUCAAGUUAAACUGUCUCUCAACUUCAUGUGUUUUUAGAAAGUUAAACAUGGGGUGUAGCACACAAAUGUAUAUAUACAUAAUUUUGCAAUUAAUAAAACUUCCGUUUAAAAAUAAAUAACAAUUGAAAGGAUUUGUGAGUGAUGUAAAUCAAUUAACAUAUCCUCCCAUGGAAUAAUGUCGCGAAUGGGUUUGAUAAAUUACAUACUUCAUGUAUGUAAACUGUAGACGAAUUUUCUAAGCAAGGAAGAUGUCUACAAAACUUACAGUUUCAUGAAAACCUUCUAUGGAAAAAAAAACUUUUUAUUUGAGAGUUUUUCAGUCGUUAAGACAUAAGGCAGAUACAGGGUGUAAUAAAGAGAUUAAGGAAAGCAGGAUUUGUAUUCCACAUGGAUUAAGUAAGUUUGUUUUGUUGAAUGCCAGUGUACUAAUAACCUCAUGUUGGAUAGUUUUAUUCUAUACUUUGCUAUUUAAUGUGAAACUCAGUCUGCACUAGUUAUGAGUCUGGUAUAAUAGCUUGAAUUGAAUCUUGUGAUCUUAUCUUUCUCAGUGUUUAAGGAAGUAUUAUUUUGUGUGUGCUAUUAGUUAGUGUUCUCUUGAUAGGGAAUCAGGAUUUAAUACUUGGGGUAUUCAGGAGUGUGCUGGGGAUUUUUUAACAACCGGUUCUGAUUAAGGUCAAAAUUUAGAUAAGGGUAAAAGGGUGUGAGCCAUAAAGCUAAAUAUUUGUUAAAAAUCAACAAACAGUUCGGUGAUUCAAUCAAAAUAUAACAUCCGGGUUCAGGCGACUGGACCGAACCAGCCCCAGCACAAUUCUGGGGGUAUUCAGAAAGUAAGCAGUUUCCAUUUGACUUGCUUAUGAUAUACAAUUGCAAGAGGGGGGACAUUUGUGUGUGUGUGUAAGUACUUAAGAGAAAGUUGUCAGUAAUGUUUGGCUUUACACAGGAGGAAGGCUAUGACUGAAGUUGGCAUUAGCUAGCAUGCAGCUUUAGAUGUAUUGUAUGGCAUAACAUUAUACAAAUAUUGUUAAAAAACUUUUAUUUAUGUUUAAAAUUCAUUCUUCCAAAUCAAAACAUCUAAGAGAUCAGAUCCUCUCCUAAUUUAUUUUGUUCUAUUAGAUUUUUUUUUGCCUUACAAAGAUUAUUUAAUUGCUACAGCUUAUCAACUUUUACUGUACAUUUGUAAAAUGAUGCUGUGGGAUAGACAGUCUCAGCUAAAUUAUUACUGGAUGAUUAUUUAAAGGACCAACACAGACUAUCAUUUAAAUGUUAUAAUAUUGUAAUGGAAAAAUUUAGAAAUCAGUAUGUAGGAUCAUAUUUUUCAAGUGUAUUUCUGAUAAAGAAUAAAUUUAAAACUUAUUCUUGUAAAUAAA
Molecule: messenger RNA, 7368 nt
Organism: Limulus polyphemus (Atlantic horseshoe crab)
Lineage: Eukaryota; Metazoa; Arthropoda; Merostomata; Xiphosura; Limulidae
Gene: sdt
Product: MAGUK p55 subfamily member 5-like
Exons: 16
Coding region: 640-3906 (1088 amino acids)
Biological process (GO): morphogenesis of an epithelial sheet; generation of neurons; protein localization to plasma membrane
Cellular component (GO): plasma membrane; adherens junction
Molecular function (GO): protein binding
Source: RefSeq, a predicted model, not a curated record